This is a messenger RNA of Anopheles coustani, 1043 nucleotides long. RefSeq lists its product as uncharacterized. Bases 74 to 916 code for a protein of 280 amino acids. NCBI's taxonomy places the organism in Eukaryota, Metazoa, Arthropoda, Insecta, Diptera, Culicidae. The record is from RefSeq and is a predicted model, not a curated record. The transcript is spliced from 2 exons.
UUGUUUUCAUAACAAUUGUUUAGAUUCAGCGAUUUUUCGGUUGUUUUGUGCGUCGGGUCUGCGAAUUUUUGAUAUGAAUCCCCAGGAAUUUGAUAGCAUAGCUAGAAAUGUGUACAAAAAUUUGGAUCAGAUAAAUAGCAUCUUGAACAAGGCAAAGUUCAUCUCGAAAUUUCACACGAACACCGGCAGUACCGAUCUUCCCGGUGAGUUGUUGGCACUGACAAAGGAAGAAGAGGUUUGCUCAAACAAAUCUGCAAAUGAUUCCGAUUCUCUGGAGCGCCCGUGUGUGGAAGAUAUCGACACACUGUUCGACACGAUCCGGUCUCAUACAGCUUCCGCUAGCAAAGCGCCACAACGGCAGGGGUCGUUCAAGAAAACCACAGGAAUACCACUGCAGCAGUCAAGAAUACUGAACGAAACCAACCUGUUGGCGAACGGGACGAUGAUGACCGGUUCCAGUUCGGAUUUGACCAGCAUUAGCACCAAGUCAAUGAUACACACCAAGCAUCCACCCGUGGAUGUCGAGGCGUUGGUCAGUCGGUUUCGCGAAACGAUCGGUUCGCUAACAAUGAUUGAAAAUCGGAACAUCGAGCGGAUUGAUUUGGCCCAGAACCGUCAACGUUUUCUUAACGAAUGGGCCAGCAUCGAGAAGAAUUGUCGAAACGUUCAAGCUCUGCUGGAUGAUUGCAAGUUGCAGUUGGAUAGCCAGGGGAAAGGGGCGGUAAAACAGGAGCCGCUCAUAAGUAACGAUUUCAUAAAAUCGAUGAAACAACUACAAUCGAUACUGCACUAUAUGGUAUACAUUAAGAAAACUGAAAACCUCCCUGACUUGAGCAAGACGCUCAGCAAGGAAGUAUUCCCACUUUCCGAGUGCCUUGAUGCCGUCGAAGAAACAAUCAGACAGAAACAAUUGUAAACCGUACGAUAGAAACAAAGUCAAACAAAUCGUGAGCAUAAUUAAUGUAAAUAUAUAUAUUUUUCCUUUCGAAUACAAACAUUAAAGAAUGAUACAUGAUUAGAAAAGAUAUCUUUAGAAUGACUGA